AUGACGGACAAGUUCCCAGUGGAUCUAACGGAGACCUCGUUCUCCGAGGAGCUCAACGACAUCAGCAGCAGCGGCUCACCCGCCGCUGUGCCCGAGGAACUGCGCUGCCAAUACUCGAGCAAGCGCUGCGAGAACCAGCGCACGCACAAGAAGAGCGGCGGGCUGCACAAGUUCUGCGCCAUGCACCGCAAGAAGGCCAACCGCAACCAGAUGCGCCUCGACCACCGGCGCCGCGUCAUGAAGCAGCAGCAGAAGGAGCUCCAGCGGCAGCAACAGGCCCAGCAAUUGCAGCAGAUUCAGGCCCAGCAGCAGAUGCAGAUGCAGCGGACACACAGCCACGCCUCGGUCGCCGCCAUGGCGGCAGGACAGAGCUUCCGCUACAGCAGGACGCAGCGCACCCCCGUCGGCGCCAUGCGCAGUCCGGUCGGCGUCAAGCCCAUGUCGCCGCCCAACAUGACGAUCAGCAUGAGCAUGCCCGUGUACCCGGCGAUGGAGAUACCGCCUCAGCAGCCACGGCCCCAGCAGCAGCAGACGCCGAGCAUCCCGCUGUUCGACCAGCACGACCUGGAGAUCUUGGAGGCACUGCUGUUCAGCAGCGACGAGGAGCAGAGCGACGCAGCCCCGGUCGUGCACUGCAGCACGCCGCAGUUCUUUCCGUCGCCGUCCGUUGUGAACGUUUGA
Messenger RNA from Phytophthora sojae, 681 nucleotides. RefSeq lists its product as hypothetical. NCBI's taxonomy places the organism in Eukaryota, Oomycota, Peronosporomycetes, Peronosporales, Peronosporaceae. The coding region runs from base 1 to 681 and encodes 226 amino acids. The transcript has a single exon. The record is from RefSeq and is a predicted model, not a curated record.